This is a messenger RNA of Trichoderma asperellum CBS 433.97, 375 nucleotides long. The record is from RefSeq and is a predicted model, not a curated record. Lineage: Eukaryota; Fungi; Ascomycota; Sordariomycetes; Hypocreales; Hypocreaceae.
AUGGACUCUGAGCCAGAGAUUUACAAUUCUUGCAUGAAUACUGCCGCUGGCGGUUUGGUGCAGGCUGCGGAGUUACUGCGAAAGAAGGUUUUGCAGCCGCAAGAUUUGCAAUCUUGGAACGACACAGUACUACCUGUAAUGUGUCUAUUUGCAUUUAAGAAGUCAGCUGGCAUCGAAAUCCGGGCUGCCGGAACUUAUAAUCGAAUGAACACACCACAAAUUCCCGGAAUAGAUCACUUUAUAGGCGAUGUGCGGGAUGCCUCAGAAUGGCCAGCAAAGUAUGACUUCAUCGACAAGUCUAUGGUAUAUGGUAUAUGGUACUGCCAUACAUCCAAGCGCAAGCCAUGUCGGUCAGUGCAUUCUAUCAAAGCAUGA